UGAGUGAGGGAGAGGAGAGGAGGAGGAGGAGGAGGGAGAAGGGAACAACCUACCAUCUUAACACACUAAUAUCUAAAAAGUGCGAGAGGCCCAGAGCAGCAGCAGAAGCAGCAGCAGCAGCUCCAGCUUCUUCCCUCCCUCCCCAUGAAGAAGAGUUCCCUCCUCCUCCUCCUCCUGCUUCUACUGCUCAGAGUUCCUGCCUCCAGCUGCCAGGGGGGACAGCCAGCCAGCAGCAGGAGGGGAGCAAGAGAGCUGAAGGAGAGCCAGUUUCCCCAAAAUUGGUUUCUUUACUGCAGGACUUCUCAGAACCUUUAAUAUGCUAAUGUGCAUUGUGAAUCUCCAAGAGGGGGAUAUGAUAUGCAGCAUUCUUGAAUACUUCUAAUGACAGGGAGCCCACUACCUCAUAAGCUGCAGUGAGAAGAGGAAUUUGUUAUUUUAGACGGAGGCUGAAGAAACUGUAGACUUAGCAGACAUAAGAGAAGUGGAGAAGGUGGAGGAUGGAGUUGCAGACUCUACAGGAGGCUCUGAAAGUGGAAAUUCAGGUUCACCAGAAACUGGUUGCUCAAAUGAAGCAGGAUCCACAGAAUGCUGAUUUAAAGAAACAGCUUCAUGAACUCCAAGCCAAAAUCACAGCUUUGAGUGAGAAACAGAAAAGAGUAGUUGAACAGCUACGGAAGAACCUGAUAGUAAAGCAAGAACAACCAGACAAGUUCCAGAUACAGCCAUUGCCACAGUCGGAAAACAAACUACAAACAGCACAGCAGCAACCACUACAGCAGCUACAGCAGCAGCAGCAGUACCACCACCACCACGCCCAGUCCGCUGCGCCCUCUCCCAACCUGACCGCUUCACAGAAGACUGUAACUACAGCUUCUAUGAUUACCACAAAGACACUACCUCUCGUCUUGAAAGCAGCAACUGCGACCAUGCCUGCCUCUGUUGUGGGCCAGAGACCUACCAUUGCUAUGGUGACCGCCAUCAACAGUCAGAAGGCUGUGCUCAGCACUGAUGUGCAGAACACACCAGUCAACCUCCAGACGUCUAGUAAGGUCACUGGGCCUGGGGCAGAGGCUGUCCAAAUUGUGGCAAAAAACACAGUCACUCUGCAGGUUCAGGCAACACCUCCUCAGCCCAUCAAAGUACCACAGUUUAUCCCCCCUCCUCGACUCACUCCACGUCCAAACUUCCUUCCACAGGUCCGACCCAAGCCUGUGGCCCAGAAUAACAUUCCUAUUGCCCCAGCACCUCCUCCCAUGCUUGCAGCUCCUCAGCUUAUCCAGAGGCCUGUCAUGCUGACCAAGUUCACCCCCACGACCCUCCCUACCUCCCAGAAUUCCAUCCAUCCCGUCCGUGUCGUCAAUGGGCAGACUGCAACCAUAGCCAAAACGUUCCCUAUGGCCCAGCUCACCAGCAUUGUGAUAGCUACUCCAGGGACCAGACUCGCUGGACCUCAGACUGUACAGCUUAGCAAGCCAAGCCUUGAAAAACAGACAAUUAAAUCCCACACGGAAACCGAUGAGAAACAAACAGAGAGCCGUACCAUCACUCCACCUGCUGCACCCAAACCAAAACGGGAAGAGAACCCUCAGAAACUUGCCUUCAUGGUGUCUCUAGGAUUGGUAACACAUGACCAUCUAGAAGAAAUCCAAAGCAAGAGGCAAGAGCGAAAAAGAAGAACAACAGCAAAUCCAGUGUACAGCGGAGCAGUCUUUGAGCCAGAGCGUAAGAAGAGCGCAGUCACAUACCUGAACAGUACAAUGCAUCCUGGGACCCGGAAGAGAGGUCGUCCUCCAAAAUACAAUGCAGUGCUGGGGUUUGGAGCCCUUACCCCAACAUCCCCCCCAUCCAGUCAUCCUGACUCCCCUGAAAAUGAAAAGACAGAGACCACAUUCACUUUCCCUGCACCUGUUCAGCCUGUGUCCCUGCCCAGCCCCACCUCCACAGACGGUGAUAUCCAUGAGGAUUUUUGCAGCGUUUGCAGAAAAAGUGGCCAGUUGCUCAUGUGUGACACGUGUUCCCGUGUGUACCACCUGGACUGCUUAGACCCCCCUCUGAAAACAAUUCCCAAGGGCAUGUGGAUCUGUCCCAGAUGUCAGGACCAGAUGCUGAAGAAGGAAGAAGCAAUUCCAUGGCCUGGAACUUUAGCAAUUGUCCAUUCCUAUAUCGCCUACAAAGCAGCAAAAGAAGAAGAGAAACAGAAAUUACUUAAAUGGAGUUCAGACUUAAAACAAGAGCGAGAACAACUAGAGCAGAAGGUGAAACAGCUCAGCAAUUCUAUAAGUAAAUGCAUGGAAAUGAAGAAUACCAUCCUGGCCCGGCAGAAGGAGAUGCACAGCUCCCUGGAGAAGGUCAAACAGCUGAUCCGCCUCAUCCACGGCAUCGACCUCUCCAAACCCGUAGACUCUGAGGCCAAUGUGGGGGCCGUCUCCAACGGCCCGGACUGCACCCCCCCUGCCAACGCCGCCACCUCCACGCCGGCCCACUCCCCCUCGUCCCAGAGCUGCACAGCGAACUGUACCCAGGGGGAUGAGACUAAAUAACAGAGCCCCGCAAGGAGAAGCCACGGGAUCCCGGCGGCAAGGAGAGCAAAAACACUGAAGACUCUAGAAAAGCAAAGCCGGAUUUCUUCUGGAAAGUGCAGAAUUCUUUUGGUUCUUUGGUUCCAGAGAGAGAGGAGAUGCUUGUGCCAGGUGGCACCGGAGUUUGCCAAUUGAUCCUUCUUAUUCUGUGUGUACAUGCGAAGAUUGGACCAUGUUACAUGAAAUAGUGCCAGCUGGAGGUUCUUUGCCAGCACCAUGCCAAGUGAAAUAAUAUAUUUACUCUCUCUAUUAUACACCAGUGUGUGCCUGCAGCAGCCUCCACAGCCACCGUGGGUUUGUUUUCGUUUCGUUGGGUGGGGAGCAGGGACGGGCCGAGGGAGGAGAGCAGGUUUCAGACCCUUAUUUGCCGAGCCGUUUGUUUAGGUAGAGAAGACGAGUCCAAAGAGUGUGUGGGCUUUCCUGUUUCUAAACUUUCACUACUAUAAAACCAAAAAAAAAAAAAAAAAAAAAAAAAAGAAAUCGAGAUUUAA
This is a messenger RNA of Hyaena hyaena (striped hyena), 3070 nucleotides long. RefSeq names its product PHD finger protein 21A (gene PHF21A). Gene Ontology annotation, biological process: negative regulation of transcription by RNA polymerase II. The transcript is spliced from 19 exons. Gene Ontology annotation, cellular component: histone deacetylase complex. The record is from RefSeq and is a predicted model, not a curated record. Gene Ontology annotation, molecular function: chromatin binding. Lineage: Eukaryota; Metazoa; Chordata; Mammalia; Carnivora; Hyaenidae. Bases 498 to 2540 code for a protein of 680 amino acids.